CUUCGGCCGGAAGACAACAAUUAUUAUGUCUGCAAGGCUCAAAGUGGGGACAACUGGAUUGCCUAUGCUCCCUCACCCGAAAACGCUUUGGGACGUCUGUCGGUGUGGUUUGCACCUCCUAAGGCGGGACCACCGCCGGGGGAGGGUGUGACUUCGACUGAAGCGAGGAGAGAGGGCGAAGGCGGAUGGGAGGUGAUGUACGGACUGGCCCACAAACCGUCAAGACUAGAAUGUCGAUCGUUGGGUCAGCCAUCUCCGCAGUGGACAUGGACUGGUCCUGCCAUUCGCAAAUCAGUUGAUCCUGUGUCGGCAGGCGAGGUUGUUGAAGCUGACGGACUGGCUUUGCUGUAUAUGCUGUCUGGUUUCAAGCAAACUCCAGCUGAUCAAAUCAAUGCUUGGUAG
Messenger RNA from Hydatigera taeniaeformis, 402 nucleotides. The record is from the annotation of a GenBank genome assembly. NCBI's taxonomy places the organism in Eukaryota, Metazoa, Platyhelminthes, Cestoda, Cyclophyllidea, Taeniidae.